CAAUCCCAUAGUUGGAAAUUUUGGAAUACUGACACUUUCUAUUUCCAACUUUAUCUACGUAUGAUCUCAAUUAAAAUAAAACCCAGAUGGCCAAAUCCAAUAUCUUAUUCCCACAACAUUUCAAUUCCAAAACAAAAAAAAUAAUACAUAAAAAUAAAUAUAAAAAAAACUUAAUUUUCGUUCUCUCUCUCUCUCUCUCUCUCUUUUAUAAUACUCAUGGAUUCCAAUUUUCAAACUCACCUAACAACCUCCAUAAACCCUUAGAUUCAUUCACCCAAAAAAAAAAAAAAAAAAACAGGUAGAGUUAAGGUUGAGACAACCUUAAAUUUUUUUUUUUUUUUUUCUACCUUAAAAUUUGCUGUUCUGUUUUUCUGGAAAAUGCACAUAUCGAUUUUCCAGCUCAGUGAUUGCGUGUAGAUCGCAGCCUUUUGCUUUUGGAAAUCACAGAAAAAAGGAAAAAAAAAAUCACGGAAAGCUAAGAAAGAAAGUACUAUUUGUGUUUCGAAUUGUACUUUUUGUUUUUGGUUCGAGUAUGCAUAGAUCUGGAGCUACGAUGGCUUGGAACGUGUUCAAGUUCUGUACGGCUCUGCGUGGACUGGGCUCGAUCAUGAUCCUUUUGGUUCUUGGGGUGGUGGGUGUCACCUACUACGCUGUCGUUUUGACUACUUAUGGCCCUGCUUUGUAUGAGGGUGGCCUCGAUUCUCUCAUUUCUGUUUCCAUUUUGAUCUUGUUCCAUUGCUUGUUGGCGAUGCUAUUAUGGAGUUACUUUUCUGUUGUCCUGACGGAUCCGGGUAGUGUUCCUCCUAAUUGGAGGCCUCCUAUUGAUGAGGAGAGAGGGGAGGCCGACCCGUUGAAUGGGUCGGAAUUCAUUAACUUGCCUACAGAUCCUACGAAUCAGAGAAUCCGGUUCUGUAGGAAGUGCAGCCAGCUCAAACCACCUCGGUGUCAUCAUUGCUCUGUUUGUGGGCGAUGUGUGUUGAAGAUGGACCAUCAUUGUGUGUGGGUUGUUAAUUGUGUUGGGGCAUUAAAUUACAAGUAUUUCCUUCUUUUCUUGUUCUACACGUUUCUCGAGACAAGUCUUGUAACACUGUCAUUACUUCCACAUUUUAUAGCAUUCUUUAGUGAUGGAGAAAUACCUGGAACUCCUAGCACCCUUGCGACCACUUUCCUUGCCUUUGUCCUAAAUCUAGCUUUUGCGUUGAGUGUUUUGGGGUUUCUGAUCAUGCACGUAUCAUUGGUGUCCGCCAACACCACAACAAUUGAGGUGCUGAUCAGGCAUAUGAGAAGAAAACCUCUCCAAAAUGGCGCUAUGACCUUGGUCGAAAGAGGAAUUUUGAACAGGUUUUUGGGACAGACCAACGAUAUUGGUUCAUCCCUUCUUAUUCGGAAGAAGAUAUUCGACGGAUGCCUGCACUGCAGGGGCUUGAAUAUCCAUCAAAGCCUGACUUUGAUUCACAGGAGUUCUAAGAAACAUUGGUGCAGUAUCUCAAGAAAUCCACUAUUCACCCUUGUAAAAAUAGAUAUGCAGCCUCCCGAACUGUUCCUUAACAUCUUAAUUAAUUGGACAGCUUACAACUAAUUGGGCUCCUAACACAUUCAAUCCCACGGGCAUCUUGUUGUAGUGUAACAAAGGGGGUAAAGAGAGAGGAGAGGAAAAGAGGUGUAUCAAGGGGGCUGAUCAAAGGAAAAGCACAUGGACAGCCGAAUCAAUGUCAGUGGCAUCAACACGUUAGAUAAUGUUUAUUUCAUGUUUUUUAUCAUAUCUUUUGGGAAGUUUGGGAACAGAAAGAUAAGGGCUGCAAGUUUUUCAAUGUCAGUGGCUUCCACACAUGUUAGAGAUGGCCGUUCCAGUGUAUGCUUGUCAGUUAUACAUUCUUGUGAAAUAUCUAAUUUCAUACCAUAUUUAUGCUUC
Molecule: messenger RNA, 1912 nt
Organism: Quercus lobata
Lineage: Eukaryota; Viridiplantae; Streptophyta; Magnoliopsida; Fagales; Fagaceae
Product: probable protein S-acyltransferase 14
Exons: 7
Coding region: 533-1579 (348 amino acids)
Molecular function (GO): palmitoyltransferase activity
Source: RefSeq, a predicted model, not a curated record